AUGGGAAGCAACACGUUCUUAGAAAUUUUCCUCUUAUUGAUGUUGAUUUCAUUAAUCACCCCAUCAGACAUUAAUUCAAGGAAUGAAGACAUCGUUGCAGCCACUAGGGAGAUGCAAAGGGCAAAUUACUUCACAUUUGUAAUGCUCAUCAAUAUGUCACCACUUGACCCAGGACUUGAGGGGAAUGUGACUUUCUUGAUGCCCAAUGAUAGAAUACUAGCUAACAUAGGGUUGCAAGAGGGAUCCAUUUCUAAUUUCUUGCUCAGACAUUCAAUCCCAUCACCUUUGCUCUUUGAUGUCCUGCAACAAUUUCCCACUGGCACAACUGUUCCUAGUUCACUGCCAAAUUGCAUGCUGAGAAUCACCAACAAUGGUAGGAAGAAUUAUGUUCUCAACAAUGUGAAAAUUAUAAGCCCAAAUAUAUGUGUAGCUGGAUCUUCAAUUCGAUGUCAUGGCAUAGAUGGGGUAUUGUCAGAAACGUGUGCAUCAGAAGCUAACUAUAGUGUUCCUUCACCUCCAUGUAACAGCACAGAACCUUCUUGUAAGGCCUCACCUCCAAUUCCAUCUCCUUUUCCUUUAGCUCCUCCUCCUCCUCCUCCUCCUCCUUCUACAUCGACAGCGCCUAGUCCAACAAUUGCAAAUGUUGGGCCAGAGAAAUCAGGAUCUCCCCAUUGGGUUUCUUAUGAUGGGUCAUUGAAUUUUCUGGCAUGCUUGAUGUUGUCUUUAACAUGGAUCUACUUUUAA
Molecule: messenger RNA, 744 nt
Organism: Abrus precatorius (Indian licorice)
Lineage: Eukaryota; Viridiplantae; Streptophyta; Magnoliopsida; Fabales; Fabaceae
Product: FAS1 domain-containing protein SELMODRAFT_448915-like
Exons: 1
Coding region: 1-744 (247 amino acids)
Source: RefSeq, a predicted model, not a curated record